GUGUCCAAGCGCUGCCAAUCCCGUAUUCGGACUGGAAAGAACAAACUGGCCUCAUCUCGAGGGUAGGCUAUAUAGACACGGCAGCCAGCUCGAACGACGACCUCUCAAGCUUCAUCCUCGGACUCUCUUCAUCACCCGUCCGCUCCAGCCCACCAACACACCGAGUGUUUUGAGGGUUGCGUCCACGUCUGCCCUUUGUUACGGCCAGUGAAUUGGCUAAGCUGUUGUAAUUUAAUCAGACCGAAGUCUCCUUCUCGUCCGCUGAAUACCCCUUUGUUUUCCUGCUCGCUCUCCUAUCACCAUGCGGCAGUUUAGAGAUUUUGCCUUUGGCCUUGCGGCCCUAGGUCUUACAGCUCUAGCUUCCGCUUCUGAGGCGGAGUCGGAUGUACAUGCCCUCACGAAAGACAACUUCGACGAUUUCAUUAACAGCAACGACCUAGUUUUGGCGGAGUUCUAUGCACCAUGGUGCGGUCAUUGCAAAGCUCUUGCCCCUGAAUAUGAAACUGCUGCUACCGAGCUCAAAGCGAAGAAUAUUCCUCUCGCCAAGAUUGACUGCUCAGUGGAGAGUGAACUGUGCCAGGAGCAUGAAGUGGAAGGUUACCCCACACUCAAGGUCUUCCGUGGGCGUGAACAAGUGAAGCAAUAUAGUGGCCCUCGCAAGAGUGGAGCUAUUACAUCUUUCAUGACCAAACAGUCUCUUCCAGCAGUCAGCAAAGUAACCGCGGAUAAUAUCGAAGAUGUGAAAACACUGGAUAAAGUCGUCGUUAUUGGAUACUUUAUGGAGGAUGACAAAGAAUCGAACGAGGCCUUCGCCGCCGUGGCUGAGGAUCUACGCGACGAUUUCCUCUUCGCCGUAACGAAUGAUGCCAAAUUGGCCGCCGCUGAAGAUGUUGAGCAACCCUCCGUUAUUCUGUUCAAGGACUUCGAUGAGCGCAAAGAGAUCUUCAAAGGAGAACUUUUCCAAGAGGACAUCAGCAACUUCGUAAAGCUUUCCAGCACCCCUCUCGUUGGCGAAAUCGGUCCAGAAACUUAUGCUGGCUACAUGGCAUCUGGCCUUCCACUUGCCUACAUAUUUGCCGAAACUCCUGAAGAGCGUGAAGAGUUCAUAACCGUCCUGAAGCCCAUCGCCAAAAAGCAUAAGGGUUCCAUCAACAUUGGGACCAUCGACACCGUAGCUUACGGAGCUCACGCUGGCAACCUGAACCUUGAUCCCGAUAAGUUCCCAGCCUUCGCAAUCCAAGACACUGCCAACAACAAAAAGUACCCCUUGGAUCAAACUCUGAAGAUCACCGGGGAUGUCAUCGCCAAGUUCAUUGAAGAUGUCCUUGAUGGUAAGGUGGAGCCUAGCAUCAAGUCUGAGCCUAUCCCUGAGAGCCAGGAAGGCCCUGUCACCGUUGUCGUCGCCCACACCUACCAGGAACUUGUCAUUGACAAUGACAAGGAUGUUCUUCUCGAGUUCUACGCCCCAUGGUGUGGACACUGCAAAGCUCUCGCACCCAAAUAUGAUCAACUUGGCCAACUCUACGCUGAGAACCCAGAGUUCGCCUCAAAGGUCACCAUCGCCAAGGUCGACGCCACCGCCAAUGAUGUACCAGACGAGAUCCAGGGCUUCCCAACCAUCAAGCUCUUCCCAGCUGGCUCCAAGGAUUCUCCUGUCGACUACACUGGCCCCCGCACUGUCAAGGACCUGGCCGACUUUGUCCGGAACAAGGGCAAGCAUGGCGUUGACGCGUAUGAUCCGGCGAAGGUACCUGCGGAUGGCGGUGAUGUCACCGAGAAGUCCGCUGCGGAAAGCCCAGCGUCGACAAAGGCUGCUGAGAAGGAAACUAAGGCUGACGACUCCGAAGAACCGGAGGAGACUGCUGAACCCACCCGGCAUGAGGAGUUGUGAUUACUGUCACAGCGCUUUGUGCAAUAUCAAAUCAAAUAUGCCAUAUAUUGAAAAGAAUGGGAUUCUUGGGUGCUUUCCUUGUUUUGUGCGAUUAGUUUAAUUGAAUCGAAUGGCUGUUUUUUGCUGCCAUUUGUCUUUUAGAGCAUCUGGAAUUUUUAUAAUGUAUUUUGUCUCUGCAUGUGUGUUGUCCUUGCUGUUCUAUUUUAUUUUACAUUAUAUAACCCUCGUGCAUGCCGCAUGUUGUUAGGCGGGGCCUGCAUCUUGUGCCUGAGCUUGUACUAUUUGACCAACAAAAAUAAGAUACUUAUAUCUUCCAUCUCAUUGAGACUUGUAAAUCUAUAUACAGUCUUUACGCAGCAUGUAUGUGUAUGUGUAUGAGCUUGGUGUUGUAAAUGCUGUAACCCAUCUGAUCUGAAUGGGUUGGCCUCUUUUUCAACCAGGCUUCUUUCUCCCUUUUGCCUCGCUCCGUCUUUCUCACAGUUUGUUCCAAUUUCUGAACGUCUCAUACGUCUGCCACCAUCUAACAAAACCUCUCGGAAACAUAUAUCUAUCUCAAAAGGAGUUUGAGAUACUCUACGUUAUGUCUCCAGGCACGGCAGAAAUCUCACCCCGCAACUUGUUUUUCACCGCAUAUGUAGGCUAAUUGGUUAAAAAAUUAUUUGGAAUAACCCGAAUCCCUUCCAAAUAUUUCCAAAGGAGAUUUCAACGACAAAAAAUAAACAGGUAAAGCGGGGAAAUAUUGGGAGGGAAUAAUGGACGACAGAAAGAAGGAGAGGGAAGGAAAAAAUAUGAGUAAAUUCCAAGCCAUUUGACAACGCCUUUGCUAUCCGGAUCCCAUCCAAACGAUAACGAAACAAUCAACCAGUUCUUUAAAAGUUAUUUAGUCCCAGAAGUUGACGGGUACCAAUGUAUUCCGCCUCCAUGUUAAACAAGAGUAAAUACGCGCCGCACACGCACAUGCCGUACCUAUAUACAGUGACCUUCCUCAAUCAGUUAGGAAGGUCAUACUCCGCCUCUGCUAGCGCGGCUAAUGCGUCAGCGUCCUCUUCUUCGUCUUCCGACAAUAAUGAUGAGCUAUGUGUACCGUUCCCACUCGCUUCUGUAGCUUUCGUUACGACUUUUUGCGUCUUGACGGUAGUAGAUACGGCGGUAGAGUUGAUUUCAACUGUAGUUUCUAUUGCUGCUGAUGUAGUUGUCGUAGUAGGUUUUGAUGCUGGCGGUGAUGAUGGUUUCUCCUCAACGAGAGACCAGUCAAUAACCCCGUCUUUGCCAUAGCGUUCGAGGAGCCAUUCAUUGGUCUUCUUGAAGUGGCCGCAUUGAAGCUAUAAACAAGACAAAUUCAGAGUCCCAUUAGCUAUGUUCUGAACAGGGAAUUGUUCGUAGUAGAAACUUACAAAUCCGCCAUGAGCACUCAACGGACUGGGGUGCACAGACUGCAGCACACAAUGUCUCUUCUCUUUGUCCCGAAGAAUAUGUGCUACCCGCUUCCCUGCUGGUUUCCCCCAGGCUAAGAACACAACGCCACGCGUCCGCGUCUUCGCCACGACAUCGAUGACCUUCUGCGUAAACCUCUCCCAACCCUGGUUUGCGUGACUAUUGGCAUUAUGUGCGCGGACGGUUAGGCAUGUGUUUAACAUGAGGACACCGCGGUUCGCCCAGGGGACAAGGUGGCCUCCGUUGUUGGGCGGCUUGGUGAAGGAGGGGUAGUCGUUCUUCAGGGCUAUGUAGAUGUUUUUCAAGGAGGGGGGCGCGGGCAUAGGAGGCCGGACGGAGAAGCAGAGGCCGUGCGCUUGGUUGUGGUUGUGAUAUGGGUCCUGGCCGAGGAUGACAGCUCGGACUGUGUGGAGGGGAGUGUACCGGGACCUAAUAGGGCAAGGGCACGAACGGGUUAGGCUCCGAAAUUUCUUCAAGUGAAAAGGAUUGUGAUAUUAGUUUUCUUUCUCUUUUGUAUUUACCAUGAAUACACCUCUUCAAGGGGUGGGAAUAUCUUCG
Molecule: messenger RNA, 3883 nt
Organism: Blastomyces gilchristii SLH14081
Lineage: Eukaryota; Fungi; Ascomycota; Eurotiomycetes; Onygenales; Ajellomycetaceae
Product: protein disulfide-isomerase A1
Exons: 4
Coding region: 302-1891 (529 amino acids)
Biological process (GO): response to endoplasmic reticulum stress; protein folding
Cellular component (GO): endoplasmic reticulum
Molecular function (GO): protein disulfide isomerase activity
Source: RefSeq, a predicted model, not a curated record